CAGUCCUUGAAAACCGUAUGUACGAUCCGAUGCACAAUAUCUGAACAGACGCCGACAUUUUUCACCAACUUCAUGUUCCCGGAUUCAGCUUUCUUUCAUUAUCUGCAGCUUGACCACCAACAAUGGCUUCUUCUCCUCAGUUUUUCAAAAUCCUUCUGCACAGAAACCUCGAAGAUAAAAAACUGAUGAUUCCGAAGAAGUUCGUGAAGAAAUACGGUAAGCUCUUGUCAAGUGCCGUAAUUCUAAAGCUUCCCGAUGGAAUGAAAUGGAAAGUGGGUCUGACAAUGGCUGCUAAUGGCGCCGUUUGGCUGCAAAAGGGGUGGCAUAAAUUUGCCAACCACUACCGUUUGGAGUUUGGGUCUCUGCUGGUUUUUAGAUUGGAGGGCAGAAGUUCGAGCUUUGAAGUAACCAUAUUCGACCCAACUGGAUUGGAAUCCGAAUAUUCUUCUCUCCAUGUUUGUGAUUCUAUAACAGAAUCUGAAGAGGACGAUGACUCUGUUUCUGAUUCAGAUGAAGAAGACUAUGAAAUUGGGGUUUCAAGGAGAAGACGAAAAUCAGCAACAGAGAAACCUGGCUUCCAAGUUGUGUUGAACCAAUCAAACGUAUGCGGUAGAUACAACAUGGUUUUUCCUGCGAAAUUUGCAAGGAGUUAUUUAUGUGAGAAAUCUGGAAAUUUUAACGUUCAAACUGCAAAUGGUAGAAAAUGGCCACUUUUGUAUAAAUGGAGUGGAAGUGUAGAUAAAUUUGCAUACGUUUCCAGUGGGUGGAAGCGUUUUGUACAGGAAAAUCUGUUGAAAGAAGGCGAUGUUGUGUUCUUCGAAAUGAUUAAGAAAGGAAGAUUUUUGUUCACCAAAUUACAAGAUAAGAACACUGCAUCAACCAGAAAUCCCUUCUUCAAAGUGGAUAUUCAUUACAAAAGCUACAAGAACAGAAUCUUGAACAUUCCCAUGGCGUUUGGUAAGGAGCAUUUUUCACCAGAAAUGAAAUCUGUAAAGCUUCAAACUGGGAAUAAGGAAUGGAUGGUAACAUUAAAGCAGUAUGAAGGAUGUAUGAGAUUCUCAGGUGGUUGGAGGAAAUUUUACGGUGAAAAUGGGUUGAAUGAUGGAGACACCUGCUUGUUUGAAAUGGUGAGCAAACAAAACUGCGUUUUUAAAGUGACCAUUUUCAAGCAACCUUAAUGAACUGAAAAAAAAAAAAAACCCUUUUAUUUUGGUCUGUGUCUUUAUUAUCUGUUGGAUGUUCUUCAAUUCUCUUAAAAACUGCCAUUGACAAUCAGAGGCAAGCUGUGUUUGUCCUUUCGUGUUCUUUAGUGGAAAUAUGCCUUUCUGGGGACGAAUCUGACAUGCUGAUGUUUAAAGGCCUUGUGCUUUUCUUAUGAUCUCUCAUGUUUCUUUUUAAACAAUUUUUUUUUUUUCUGUCUUGUUGGUAUGUUCUUAUGGAGAUUCUAUGGUUUUGAUUA
Cucurbita pepo subsp. pepo (vegetable marrow) is the source of this 1459-nucleotide messenger RNA. Its product is annotated as B3 domain-containing transcription factor VRN1. Lineage: Eukaryota; Viridiplantae; Streptophyta; Magnoliopsida; Cucurbitales; Cucurbitaceae. Gene Ontology annotation, molecular function: DNA binding. The record is from RefSeq and is a predicted model, not a curated record.